Messenger RNA from Colletes gigas, 2090 nucleotides. Its product is annotated as elongation of very long chain fatty acids protein AAEL008004-like. Gene Ontology annotation, cellular component: endoplasmic reticulum membrane. Bases 572 to 1555 code for a protein of 327 amino acids. The record is from RefSeq and is a predicted model, not a curated record. Gene Ontology annotation, molecular function: fatty acid elongase activity. The transcript is spliced from 6 exons. Gene Ontology annotation, biological process: sphingolipid biosynthetic process; very long-chain fatty acid biosynthetic process; fatty acid elongation, polyunsaturated fatty acid. Lineage: Eukaryota; Metazoa; Arthropoda; Insecta; Hymenoptera; Colletidae.
CAGGAAACUGUCGCUGGAGAUUCGUCGACGUUGGAUUCUCCUUCCCUUUUUCCCUCGCUAUCCACUCCUUUAUCUUUUCUCCUUCUGUCUGUCCCCCUCUGUUUCUCCCCAUUAUUCCUUCGCCUCUCCCAUCUGUGUGAUACUACGCGCCCGCGACGACGGAGAGGAGGAAGAAGACGCGUGUCGCCGAUGAAGGAAACUGGCGACGAGCAGUCAUCAUUCUUACUCGCGUUCGCUCGCUUCUAACAGCGGCGAGUACGUUCCGCGAUACGGCUCCCGAACGAGAUUCGACCGAUUGUCGUCGCCGGGAAGAUACACGGAAACUCCACAAGGAUAUAGGACGAACGUCGUUUUAUUUACCCCGGUCUCGUAGACAAGCAACGUGGUUACUUUCGUAUGUACCGUCGGUCAGGUGACAAGAAGAAAACGGGACCGUGUGACGAGAGAUUCGUAAGCGUCGGUGAAGCCGGUAACCCGAGUGUCGCGAGACGCUCGUAAGACGAACAGGGAAGAUAGUAGGAAGGGAAGAACGGAAGAAGAGACAACGACGUAAACGCAGAGCCCAGCCAAGAUGACGACCAUAGUGGCGGAUUUUGUGCACGGAUAUAGGGACCUCAUGGAUAACAAAUCCGAUCCCAGGGUGAAGGAUUGGGCGAUGAUGAGCAGUCCUUUCCCGACGUUGGCGAUAUGCCUAUUUUACGCUUAUUUCAGCAAGGUUAUGGGACCGAGGAUAAUGGAAAAUAAAAAGCCUUUCAACCUUCGUCAAGUCCUGAUAGUGUACAACUUUAUACAAACGAUAUUCUCCUCAUGGAUCUUCUACGAGUACUUGAUGAGUGGCUGGGCGAAAGGAUACAGUUUCCGGUGCCAACCGGUCGACUACUCGACCAGCCCUAUGGCGAUGAGAAUGGCGCACACAUGUUGGUGGUACUACAUCAGCAAGUUCACAGAGUUCUUCGAUACCCUCUUUUUCAUCCUGAGGAAGAAGAACCAGCACGUGUCGACGCUUCACGUUAUCCACCACGGAAUAAUGCCCUUCUCGGUCUGGAUGGGGAUGAAGUUCGCGCCAGGUGGCCAUAGCACUUUCUUCGCCCUCCUGAACACCUUUGUUCACAUAAUAAUGUACUUCUAUUAUAUGGUGGCUGCGAUGGGCCCUCAAUUCCAGAAGUACAUCUGGUGGAAGAAGUACCUGACUACCUUGCAAAUGGUGCAAUUCGUGCUGAUCAUGUCUCACCAGUUCCAGUUGUUGUUCAGGGAGUGCGAUUAUCCGCGCGGUUUCAUGAUCUGGAUCGGUCUUCACGGCGUGUUGUUCCUGGGUCUGUUCUCGGACUUUUACAAAGCGAAGUACGUAGGCAGCUCGAAGAGACCCAGGUCGCAGAAGUCGCUAAACGGGUCCGCGGGUGGUUUGUGCAUGCCGGUCCUCGAGGACUCGACGCCGCGGCAAAACGGCGUCUCGUCGUACGCGACGAUCUACAACAAGGAGUACAACAGUUGUUACAGCAAUGGAACCAACAACGGUUACGUGGCCAACAACAACACGGAGAAAAAGCUUGCUUAGGACAAGUUCUAUUCUGGGUUUUGGGAAAAAACAGCUCGGGACACGGAAUCACACACGAUACCAUAUUUAAAUCCAUUAACACGGUUCGAUCUCGCCGACGAUCCGCAUCGGUGGCGAGCGUCGCGCGUACCAGGAUGCACCCGGGCGUUGAGGACGGGCUCGCAUGGAAGUUUUGUGGUCGCGGCGGGUGUCCGCGUGUGCAAGAUAUAGAACGAGUCGUCGACGAGAGGACGAACGAAUCGCACACACGUUCGACUUUUCCCGCUAAACGCUUCGAAACUUGUAUAUCUUCAUUUGUUUACAAAAAAAAAAAAAAAAAAGAAAAAAAGAUACAAAAAAAAAAAAAAACUGUCCACCGAGCUGCCGACGCGAACGCGUCCAUCGUCAUGGGGUAAUCUCUGGAAAGGGGUUGUUACGCAUAAGAACUAUUAUCGAUAAAUAAUUAUCAUUCGUGGAGGAAAAUAAACAAAAGAAACCAAAAAAAGAAAAAAAAAACACACACACACAUACACACACACAAAAACAUAAAACACAC